Molecule: messenger RNA, 3379 nt
Organism: Grus americana (Whooping crane)
Lineage: Eukaryota; Metazoa; Chordata; Aves; Gruiformes; Gruidae
Gene: PRRT3
Product: proline rich transmembrane protein 3
Exons: 3
Coding region: 228-3260 (1010 amino acids)
Source: RefSeq, a predicted model, not a curated record
GGAGACUGCCAGCACCAGGGACACUGGGAAGAGGAAAACCGGGAAUGGGGCCACUGGCAGCAGGGACUCUGGGGACAGGGCCCAGGGCCAGCCCAGCCACUGGGUCUCUCCCCACGCUGUGGGUUGCCGUGGGCACAGCAGCCCCACGGGCGGUGGCGUGAGCAUCCCCCGAGCAGCCACCACGGGUCCUGUCUCACCGAGCUCCCCAUCCCCCGCAGGUGCUCACCAUGGCUGCAGCACGGCUCGUCACCUGGGGGCUGCUCCUGGCCACCGGGGUCCCCGCCGGGGCCCAGGGGAUGCUGCCGGCGGGGCUGUCCCCAGGCUGGACCCUGCAGCGGGGACGGGACCCCCUGCAUCGACCUGCCUGGGGACAGCAGUGGCUGGGCCCGUCACCCACCUGGGAGGAGUCGGGGGACCCAAGCGGCGCUGGGGCCCCUGGGAGUGAGCACUGGGAGGGCAAGAGCCCCGUGCACUGGUCCCCACCGCUGCAGGCAGGGGAUGCCACCGGCACAGCCCUGGAGACGGAAACCACCAUGGCAGGCACUGGCACCGGGGCCUGGCGGGACGAUGGCGCAGCCCCGGCUGUGGCGGAGGAGCCACUCAUCGCUUGGCGAGGACAUGAGGCCAAAGGCCAGGACAGCCCCCAGGGGGGGAUCUGGCUGCCCCACAGCUCUGUGCUGGGGACGCCGGGCCCCAAGGUGUCCACGGACACGACACCGAGCUCCCCAGGGCCGCCCUGGGCAGGGCAGGACCCGUCCCUGGCCGAGCAGAGUGCCACUGGGCCAGCCAGCACCCCCGGCCCCCGGCCGACAGUGUCCACUAUUGCCCUGAUCCCCCUGCCGGCAGCGGGGACAGCAGAUGCCCAUGCAGGGGGACAUCCAGUGGCAGGGGGACCCAUGGCAGCCCUGGGUCUCCCUCGGGGUGCACAGCUUGGUCCAGCCAGCAGCCAGCCAGUCCUGCUGGGCACUGUCCCCCACCCCCCAGACACAGGGCCAGCCCAGGGUCCCCACGCCAGCCCUGGCUCCUCACAGCCAGUGGACAGACGGGGGGACCUGGGGGGGCCCCCCAGCCCCUCCACGGCUCUGCCCAGCUCUGCCCCACGGCUGCCCCCCACAACCCCAUCCUGGGGGCUGGCCGAGCCCUGGACCCAGGUGCUCCUGGCCCACCAGCGCAGCACCCGGAGGGCCCCGCUCAGCCACGCCACCGCCAGCACCGGGGACACGGCCCCUCGCACAGACCCCAGGCCGACGGGGCAGUGGGGACCCCAGCCUGCCCCAGGGCCUGCCCUCAGCACUGGUCCCCCACCGCCACCUGCGUCCAGCACGGCCCCCUCCAGCACCCUCGGCACAGGGCUGCUGCCCGAGGAGGACGUUGGCUCCCCACAGCGGGUCCGGGGCGCCGUGGGCCCCGCGAGCACCCUGAAUGCCACCGAGGCCACCCCACGGCCAACAGCACAUCCCACCGCAGGGACGCCCGAGACCAGGAGCUCAGACACCCCAGGGACGCAGCCCCCCACCCACAGCACCACGACCCCCUCGGCCAUGUGGCGGCAGGCAGGGGUGACGCCACAGCCAGCCCCCCGGCAUCCAUCCACGCUGCAGCCGCAGCCGCAGCCACAGCCCAGCCAGCCACCCCUGGCACCGGGGCCCAACGGGACGGGGCUGCGCUGGGCCGAGCUGCGGCACCAGCUGGGCUUCGCCUGGGAGGCCCACAUCUACGGGGCGGCCGCCAUCUUCCUGCUGCUGGCACUGGGCUGCCUGGCCGGGCUGUUGGGGGCGGCCACCCUGCGUCCUGCCCACCUGCCCCAUGUUUUGGGGGCCCAUGGGCUGCUGCUGGUCGCCUGCCUGCUGCGGACCACCUUCCUGCUGCUGGACCCCUACGGGGCACGGGGCCGCCUGCCCCCCUGGGCCCUGCUGCUGCUCAGCACGGCCCCCUUCCCACUGCUGCUUGGUGCCUUUGCCCUCCUGCUCCAGCGGCUCCAACGCCUGGCCCAGCUCCGGCUGCUGCCGGCCCGGCUCCGGGGGCUGCUGGCGCUGGGGGUUGCCAUCACCCUGCAGAGCGUGCUUCUGGGGGCUGCUGACCUGCUCCCGCCCCGGCUGGGCCUUGCCACUGGGCUGGGGCUGCAGGCGCUGGGCUGCGGGGCUGGGGCCCUGCUGCUGCUGGGGGGGCUCUGGGCGUGCUGGCGGGUGCUGCGGGCGCCCCAGGAGGGGCCAGGACCACAGCAGGGUGUCUGGGCGCUGCUGGCAGCGGCGGCAGCAGGGUUGCCGGUCUGCGGGCUGCAGCUGUACAGCGCCCUGUGGCUGCGGGGGGUCCUGGGUCCCCCUGGGCGCUUCUCCCGGCCCGGCUGGGUGGCACAGCUCUGGCUGCGGGUCAGCGAGCUGGGCAUGGUGCUGGCACUGCUGGCGGCCGCCGCCGAGCCGCUGUGCUGCCAGUGCCACCGCCGGAGCCCUGACGGCCACUCCUGCUGGGCCAAGGCGCUGCGGUACUUCUGCACCGGCCGCAAAGCCGAGGCACCCGAGUACCCCAACAACUGCUACGACUGGGCCAGCAGCAGCACUGGUGGCACCAGCGGCACCGGCCUGGAGCGGGCACCUGCCAGCGACAUCUCCAAGAGCCUCAUUCGCAACCCGGCAGAGCAGCUGCCCCUGCGGGCGCUCAAGGACAGCAACGAGGCCUGGGCGGCCGCUGCUGGCACCACCGGAAUGCCGGGGCUCAGCCCCAAGUGCCCCAACAUGGUGGCUGCCCGCUCCUGUGCCGCCUUCGAGCAGGGCUCGUCCCCCUCGCUGGGGGAGCUGGCCUUCCGCCCGCCGUCCCCCAUCGACCUGCGCCGCAGCAUUGACCAGGCGCUCUGCCGCCGGCACCUCCUGCGCGACGGCCUCUUCGGCUGGCCCCGACGUGGCUCUGGCACCUCACUGCAUGGCUCCCUGGCCCCCGCAGAGACCCCCAGCUUGGGGCGCAUGGUGCGGUGCAGCUCGCUGACGGAGCUGCCCGGCCCCCGGCAGCCUCCCGGCACCGUCACGGUCACCGUCACCGCCUCAGCCAGCUCGUUGGAGAGCAGCUCGCUGAAGAUCAGCUGGAACCCUUGGCGCCAUGGGCUGUCCUCGCCCGACAGCCUGCCCCUGGACGAGGCACCCAGCCGGGCCCCCCUUCUGGUGCCCGCCGUGCCCCCCGCCUGGGAGCAUGAGAGCCCCCGCAGCUUCCCGGCCCUCGGCAAGGCCGUGGACGCCCGCAGCCUCUCCAGCGACACCAUUGAGCUCUGAGCCGGGGAGACGUGAGGACGGGCAGAGACUGGGGGGUGCAGGGGGACAAACACAGCGCGGGGGUCUGAUCCUGCACCCCUGCAGGGCCAGGCAGGAGGGGGGAGCUGGGCUGGGCCAGC